CUUUCAAGUUAUUUUCUAUUUCUAUUAUUCUUUGUACUUUCAUUACAUAUAUGGAAUGAUUCAUCAUCUAUUCCUUUUAAUUAAGAUUCGAUGUAACUAUAUAAACUUCAUUUAGAAUUAUACUACAAACACAAUCAUUAUCAUCUAUGGCAUCUACAAUCAAUGUUAAAGAACUUGUUGAACAAAUGAAACAUCUUCUUCAAGAUUUAAAAUCAUGCCCAGUAACAGAUAAAUUGAUUACCAAUGAAGAAAAUAUUAUAAGAUUCCUUAAAGCACGUAGUUGGGACUUACAAUCUGCAGAAAAAAUGAUGCGUAAAGAUGUACAAUGGCGCCAAGAAUUUCGACCAGAUUUAACAGACUGUAAAAAUUGUCACAAUCAACCAGGAACUCAUAGUUUAAGACAGAUAGGAUUUGAUGAAGCUGGGCGUCCAAUUAUAUAUGCAUCAUUUUGUCAAGCUAUUUCAAAUAGAAACAUGUCAAAUGACGCAGUAACUCAUCUAAUAUAUACAAUUGAAAAUGCAAUCAAAAGUAUGAAGUCUGGUGUUACACAAUGGGUUUUUGUAAUUGAUUGCACUGGCAUGACUACAACCAGCUGUCAUCCUCGUCUUGGUUACGAAUGUGCCAAAAUAAUGGCUGUUCAUUAUCCAGAGCGCCUUGGUUUAGCAAUCUGUGUUCAUCCAGGACCUGCAUUCAAAGUUGCUUGGCAAGCCAUUAAACCAUUCUUACCACAGACAACAGUAUCAAAAGUUUGCUUUAUUAGAAGUAAAUCAAAAAUAUUUUCAACAUUUGAACAAUACUUCUCUCCAGAAACGUGUAAUUGGUUAAUAACUGAAGUAAAAUUCAAUAGAUCAAGACAGACAACAACCAAAUACCGACCAUUCUGGUUACCUCCAAAAGAUUCCGAUGAUAAACAUGAUCCUAGAGGUGAUCCGAUAUAUGUUCGUGAUUGGCUUGUACUGAAUCAUCCAACUCAACAUUUACCACAUCCAAAUAUUGUUGAUUAUAUGCUUGGAUGUUUAAAUUCACUUAAUUAUGAAAAUGCAUUAUGCUCUAAUCAUCUGGUUGAUAGUAAUUAUGACUUAACAGAAAAGGGAUUUGGUGAUUUUGAAGAACAUGAAAAUGAUGCUGAUGAGGAAGAACUUACCAAAAUGCUUGCUGCAGAAUUACCAAAAGAAUUUAUGAUUCCUGAAAAUGCAGAAAAGUUAACAUAAAUUAUUAUAUUACAUUAGAAUAUUUAUAUUCUGUUGGCUCGUUCUCAUCUUUUUAACACACUUGUCAUUUUAUACCACUGAAAGAUAAUAUACGAAUCAAUAAGAGAUGAGUUCUAAGGGUUAGACAAUGGAAAGUUUUUUGGUAAUAUGGUACUUUAUUUGCAUGUAUUUGGUUUAUUUUUAAAGAAAAAUUAUUUUUUAAUUCAAGUUUUCAUUAUUCCUCAAGUUAAAAUCUCUUCAUUAAUCACUUGAAACUUCGACAAUGAUCAAACAGUUCAGUUGAAACAACAGUAUGUUAUCUAUUUAACAUGGUGAAUAAUCGAAUAUAUUCAGAAAAAGGAAAUGUUUUCAACAAAAUGUCUACUUUUAAUCAACUCAUUACUUUGCCAACAUGAAAACCAUCUAAUAGAAACUAAUUAACGGAGAACUGCAUUUUCGGAUGAAUUACCGAAACAAUCCAGUUGCCAAUUAUGAAAAACUUAUGUAGCCCUGAACUUUUGUGAGUUUCUUCUGAUCUAGUUUCUGCCAUUUAAACAAUUUUUACUGAGCAUAUAUUAUCCCAAAAUAAUGGUUUUACUUUGAUUACGUGUUACCUUACUCAUAGGUUUUAUAUUUGUAGAUUCCAAACUAAAUAAGCUUGAAAUGAUGAAUAACUGUCAAGGCUAUUUAGUUUGUAAUUAUUAUUAUUCACAUACAGCUUGUGGGUACAUAAGUGUUGUAAGGAAGCUAUUUCGGGUUUCCUCAAAAAUGCAAUGAUACACAAGUUUCAAUAUUGUUAGCAUAAUAUUUAGAAUAUUUAAAGCUACAGGAUCUGUGCAAUUGAGUUGUUUUUAAAGAAGUAAAACGAGAAAAUAG
Molecule: messenger RNA, 2066 nt
Organism: Schistosoma haematobium
Lineage: Eukaryota; Metazoa; Platyhelminthes; Trematoda; Strigeidida; Schistosomatidae
Exons: 6
Coding region: 147-1211 (354 amino acids)
Source: RefSeq, a predicted model, not a curated record